This is a messenger RNA of Phodopus roborovskii (desert hamster), 398 nucleotides long. RefSeq names its product translation machinery-associated protein 7-like. Lineage: Eukaryota; Metazoa; Chordata; Mammalia; Rodentia; Cricetidae. The record is from RefSeq and is a predicted model, not a curated record. The coding region runs from base 52 to 339 and encodes 95 amino acids. The transcript has a single exon.
UCCAUUUCCGGCUUAGGAUCAGGGUUUGGGAAGGGGCUGUCUGUGGGCACCAUGUCGGGCCGCGAAGGUGGCAAAAAGAAGCCCCUGAAACAGCCCAAGAAGCAGGCCAAGGAGAUGGACGAGGAAGAUAAGGCUUUCAAGCAGAAGCAAAAAGAGGAGCAGAAGAAACUCGAGGAGCUAAAAGCCAAGGCCACGGGGAAGGGACCCUGGCCACAGGUGCAAUUAAGAAAUCUGGCAAAAAAUAAGCUGUUCCUCAUAUCUGAGAUGAUGGUGACCCUCUUCCAUUCCUAUUUAAACAUCUGGAUUCCCUACUAUAACAUCUUUGCCACCUACAGCUAGAAUGAAGUGUUAUCUUGGAGCCUGUUGUACAUUGUAAUAAACUUUUGUAAAAAUAAAAU